This is a messenger RNA of Symsagittifera roscoffensis, 1236 nucleotides long. RefSeq lists its product as uncharacterized. Bases 347 to 1123 code for a protein of 258 amino acids. The record is from RefSeq and is a predicted model, not a curated record. NCBI's taxonomy places the organism in Eukaryota, Metazoa, Xenacoelomorpha, Acoela, Convolutidae. The transcript is spliced from 7 exons.
CACACACUCAGUUAAAACUACUGGGAAAAAUCGCUUAUAGACAGUUUAAUAAACCAGUUGAGAGAAUAAAUAAAUCAGACAAAAAUUACGGCCUUCUUACAAAAAUUGGCUGUUAAUUGUUAGAUACAACAGCGAGCAGCCAAAUAGUAUUUCUCAGAAAUUGAAACAGUUGGUUAUAUUGAAAUUACACCAUACGCAGCCUGAGUGCGCGCAUUGUAUUUUUUUAUUUUUCUUUCAACUGUUUUCAAAAGCAGACAUCCUGAUCAGCACUCAAUUGCAAAGUCCAACUCAAGCCGCACGUACAAGAGAAACAACUUCACGUGAAUACGGCCCUUCACAAGUCAAAAUGCCCAAGAGCAAUCAUGUGUUUUACUACUGCCCCGGAGGAGAGGCGGAGCGAAUCGAGCAGAGUGGGAAGAUAUACUGUGUAGAGCUCGAGGAAGACGAAGACUACUACGACGCGUACGGCAUCUACUUGUCCAAUAUCUCUCCCUUUUCAAACAAACUACACGAUUCGUUGUUCGAUGAGUUUGGCGAGGAUCUUGAUGAAUAUAUUAAACUUCCCAAGGCGUGGGUGGAGGCACAAGCGAAUGGCGGCAAGUGGAACUACACUGUGUUGGAUGGAGGAAAUCAGCUGCAUCGGUUCUUACUGGACGGAAAGAAACAGUCGCUGGAUCUUGCAGAGGCAGACUAUGUUAUCAAAGGCUCUCGAGAAAAUCCAGAGGACGAAUACAAUAUAAACUUCACCAGCCAAGGGAGUUACUUCCACUACACAACUGAGGAAAAUUUAGAUCAGAUCAUUGAAUCGGGGUACAUCAAGUCAAACAGCAAACACAAGCAGUUUUCAGGAAUUCACGAGAAAGGCGUGUGCAUUACUGACGCUAACUAUGAUGCCCAUACAAACUAUAUCAAGCGACAAUGCUUUCGCUCUGGAGGAAACGAUAACAGACUGGUCGCCUACAUCGAGCUACCCAAGGCAUCAAUCCGCGAGUAUGCAGUAAUGAAUGGAAUCGAAGUUCUUCCAUAUAAGGACAAGCGAAGAUCUUUCGUGGUGACUACAGGAAAUCAGCCACUAUAUUUGGACAACGUACACGGAUGGGAGUAUGGCUAUCGCGACUUGUGAACUCGAUCGAAACCCAGGUGUCAUACCAAAACUUCAGCUAGCUCUGAUUCGAAACUUUUCUGCUCAAAUGACAAUUUUACUGCUGUUCUGUGAUUGUCAAAAUGUUAAACUUG